Molecule: messenger RNA, 2216 nt
Organism: Capsella rubella
Lineage: Eukaryota; Viridiplantae; Streptophyta; Magnoliopsida; Brassicales; Brassicaceae
Product: protein MICRORCHIDIA 2-like
Exons: 18
Coding region: 23-1918 (631 amino acids)
Cellular component (GO): nucleus
Molecular function (GO): ATP hydrolysis activity
Source: RefSeq, a predicted model, not a curated record
AUCGAUUUCACCGUCGCCGGAAAUGCUUCCGAAGUCGAAAAAUGCAGUCGCUGAUGUUAUUAACCUCGACAGUGACAGUGACAGUGACGACGUAGUGGGAGGAAUAGGAGCUUUUCGAAGCAUGGGGUCGUCGGUAAUGGGGAAUCGGAAAGUUCCAAGUACGUUCGCGGAUGCGACGGUGGCUCCUCGUGAAACCCUAGAGUGCCGGAGCUUCUGGAAGGCCGGAGAAAACUUUGUGAUCCCUACCGGUGUUUCUCCAAAUGCUACAGGUAUGCUUGAACAUGCUCGAGUUCAUCCAAAGUUUCUUCACUCAAAUGCUACUUCGCACAAAUGGGCGUUUGGAGCUAUCGCUGAGCUACUUGACAAUGCUGUUGACGAGAUACAACACGGUGCUACAUUUGUUAAGAUCGAUAAGAUCGAUAUUGCAAAAGAUAAUUCCCCAGCUUUAGUUUUCCAAGAUGAUGGCGCUGGGAUGGAUCCCAAUGGGCUCAGAAAAUGCAUGAGCUUAGGCUACUCGUCAAAGAAGUCUAAUACGACGAUUGGACAGUAUGGAAAUGGUUUCAAGACAAGUACCAUGAGACUUGGAGCUGAUGCUAUUGUUUUUAGUCGCUCACACCGUGGAGGCAAAUCUACUCAGAGCGUUGGUCUUCUGUCUUACACGUUCCUCAGAAAAACUAGUCAGGAUGAUAUCAUUGUUCCUAUGAUUGAUAUUGAUUUAUCUAAGGAGCAACCAGAACCAAUUAUUUAUGGAUCUCCAGAGGAUUGGGCUGCCAAUCUUGAAAUUUUACUUAAAUGGUCUCCGUUUUCAACAGAGGAUGAACUUUGGCAGCAGUUUGAGGAUAUUGGAACACAUGGAACAAAAGUGAUUAUAUACAACUUGUGGCUUAAUGAUGAAGGUCUCUAUGAGCUGAGUUUUGACGAUGAUAAUGAGGACAUCCGGCUCCGAGAUGAAGGUGUCCAUGAUGGAAAACGGUUGCACCAUAAAUUAUUAGAACUAAGAUCUCAUAUUUCAUACCACUUACGUUACUCUCUGAGGGCUUAUGCGUCAAUGUUAUAUCUCAAAAAGUUCAACAAUUUCAAAAUUAUACUUCGGGGAAGCCCUGUGGAGCAGUUCAACAUUGCUGAUGAAUUAAGAGUUCCUGAGAUUAUAAAGUACAAGCCCCAUACCGCUACAAAUGAACAAGCUCCCACUGAAAUCAAAGUUGGAUUUAUAAAGGAGGCGCCUAAGCUUGCAGUUUGCGGUGUUAAUGUCUAUCACAAAAACCGUCUCAUUCGGCCUUUCUGGAAGGUCAAUGCUGUAGGGGAAGCAAAAGGCAAUGGUGUUGUGGGAGUGCUUGAAGCAAAUUUCAUUGAACCAGCCCACGAUAAGCAAGAUUUUGAGAGGUCUUCUCUAUUUCUGCGGCUGGAGGCUAGGUUGAGAAAGAUUGUCAAUAGUUACUGGUAUACCCACUGCCACGUUUUUGGAUACAAUACUUAUAAAACGCCUGCAGAUAAGUCGAAAAAGAUGGCAAUACCUGAUCAACCACCUACUGUCAAUGCAUUCGAUCCAUUGCCUUUGCCUAAUGAUAAAAUCAGUCAAGGAGGUCCGAGAACACGUGAUCAACCACCUACUGUUAAUACGUUCUAUCAUCUGCCUUUGCCUUCUGAUAGAAUUAGUCAAGGUGGUUUAAUAAUACGUGAAAUCAGUCAUAGUAAUGCCACUUCAAGCCACACAGUUGCUGUUGCAGCGCCGCAUUUGAGAAAUUACACAGGUUUAAGAAGUAACUUCCAACCUGUGCAGCUCAACCCUCAACCUGCAGCUACCGAUGUUGAAAUCGACCUUGUUGGCAAGUCAGUGGACGAGAUAAGCGAAGAGAACAUACAACUCUUCAUGGAGUGCGAGGAAUAUGCAAAGAAACUGAACUGGAACAGACGGUAAGUAACUUAGAAAAAGAAGUGGAAGAAACUAAAAGGAAAUGUGCACGACUUGCACUGCUCGUGAAUGCCAAGAGGAGGGAGAUGCAACAAGUUUAGUUUAAAACGUUAAGACUAUCUUAGAUCUAAAGGACACCUUAGUUUGAUUUAAGAUCUUAUGAUGUUUUUGAAUUUACUUAAUAGCAUGCGCAUAGAUAUUAGUAAUUAGUAUUGUGUGAAUGUAUUUGUCAGGAUAACAGUUAGGAUCUAACGCAAAGCCUCUGGAGACAGUUCUAUAUAAGGAAUCGUAAGUUCAGAUUGUA